Messenger RNA from Cuculus canorus (common cuckoo), 1358 nucleotides. RefSeq names its product mitochondrial import inner membrane translocase subunit TIM50-like. The record is from RefSeq and is a predicted model, not a curated record. The transcript has 11 exons. Lineage: Eukaryota; Metazoa; Chordata; Aves; Cuculiformes; Cuculidae. Gene Ontology annotation, molecular function: phosphoprotein phosphatase activity. Bases 37 to 1176 code for a protein of 379 amino acids.
CGCGGCCGCCGUAGGCGCAAAAGGGUGGGAACCAAGAUGGCGGCGACCGCGGCGCGCGGGGCCCGAGGGGCUCUGGGGGCUUUGGGGGCCGCUUUGGGCCGGGCCGUGACCGGGACCCGAACCGGAACCGGAACCAGAACCGCCGGAACCGGAGCCGCUACCGGAACCGCAACCGGAGCCGUCGGCAUCGCGGAAGCGGCGUUGCGGGACCGGCUGAGGGGGCAGCAGGUGACAGAGCCACCCCCAGAGCAGCCGGAUCAAGAGGAGGAGCGGCGGCGGCGGGAGCGGUUGGCGGCAGCGCGGCGGCUGGCUCUGCGGCUGGCUGGGCUGCUCGGUGCUGGCACUGGCUUGGCCGUCGUCUACAUCUUCGGCAGCAACGCGGUGGACGAGCAUGGAGCCAAGAUCCCGGAUGAGUUCGAUGCUGACCCUGUGGGGAUCCAGCAGCUCCGCAGGACCUACAAGUACUUCAAGGACUACAGACAGAUGAUUAUCGAGCCCACGAGCCCCAAACUGCUGCCGGACCCCCUGCGUGAGCCCUACUAUCAGCCCCCCUAUACACUCGUCAUCGAGCUGACGGGGGUCCUCCUGCACCCCGAGUGGUCGCUGGUGACAGGCUGGCGGUUCAAGAAGCGCCCUGGGAUCGCGGCGCUGCUGCAGGAGCUGUCGCCCCUCUAUGAGAUCGUGGUGUUCACCGCCGAGACCGGAAUGACCGCCUUCCCCCUCAUCGACAGCAUUGACCCCAACGGCUUUGUCUCGUACCGCCUUUUCCGCGAUGCCACGCGCUACAUGGAUGGGCACCACGUUAAGGAUAUCUCGUGCCUGAACCGUGACCCGGCGCGUGUGGUGGUCGUCGAUUGCCGGCGCGAAGCUUUCUGCCUCCAACCCUUCAAUGGUUUGGCGUUGCCACGCUGGGACGGCAGCUCUGGCGACCGCGCGCUCUACGACCUCACUGCCUUCCUCAAGACCAUCGCUCUCAGUGGAGUGGAGGACGUGCGGCCGGUGCUGGAGAACUACGCGCUGGAGGAGGAUCCGUUGGCGGCCUUCAAACGGCGCCGGACGCGACUCGAGGAGGAGGAGCAACAGCGUCUGGCAGAGUUGGCGCAAGGAAAGAAGCCGACAGGGAUGUUCCUGGGGGGGUUGACCGGGCGCUUUUGGCCUCGAUCAAAGCAGCAGUGACAUUGAGCCAUGAUGUCAUCACGACAGAGAUGUGACAUCAUUGCGACACAGCCGUGACAUUGUUGUGACACAGCCGUGACGUCAUUGGGGGGCGAUGGGGACACCCCCUUCGAUGUGUGUGUGUGUCCCUGCCCCGUUCCAGAGGACUGGAUGGAAGCUGCAGGCGGAAGUUGAGGGGGGGG